CCCAAGUCCCCACACUAGCACCAUGACCUCGACAAAGCCAGUGACGGCCGCGCUCCUCGGCUCGGGGCUGUUCGCGACCAACUCGUACCUGCCCGCGCUGCGCGAGGUAUCGAACUUACACAUCAAGACUGUGUGGUCGCGGUCCGAGGGCUCAGCGAGCAAGCUGCGCGCCGCGGCCGCCGAGCUCGGCGGGCUGCCGCAUGGCGAGGCGACGGGCCCAGCCGUGGCCUUUGGCGACGACGGCCUGGCGUCUGUCCUGGCCGACAAGGACGUCCACGCCGUGAUCCUCGUCCUGCCCAUCACGGCGCAGCCGGCCAUCAUCCGCGCUGCGUGGGCCGCGGGCAAGCACGUCAUUAGCGAGAAGCCGCUCGGGCGGGACGUCGCCGAGGCGCGCGCCCUCAUUGACGAGUGGGAAAGCAAGUACAAGCCCGAGGGGAUCGUGUGGCGCGUCGCGGAGAACUACGCGCACGAGCCGCUGCUCCACUACGCCGCCGGCCUGCUGUCCGCGCCGGAGGUCGGCGACGUCCUCUACUACCGGCUGCACUUUGAGACGAUGCUGCCCGACGGGGCGAGCUACCACGCGACGACGUGGCGCACGGUACCAGAGUACCAGGGCGGGUUUUUGCUGGAUGGCGGCGUGCACUGGGCCGCUUUGCUGCGCACCGUCCUCCCGACGCCGCCGGCAAGCUUGAUCGCGCACAAGAGCCUGCACCGCGCGCACAUGGUGCCGCACGACACGGUCGUCGCGCUCGCGCUUCCGCCGGCCGGCAGCGCCGUGCCGCCGCACGGACAGGCCACAACCGUCGCGAACACGAACAACCCGGACGCGCUCCUCGCCGCCGGGCGCAGCCAGGCAAACGGCACAAUCAUCCUCUCCUGGGCUAUCCCGGACACGCCGCGCGACUCGCGCCCCCCGAACGAGCUGUACGUCGUCGCCGAGCACGCGACGCUGCGCGUCGUCAACCACGGACGCAGCUGGACCGUCGAGCUCACGCCGGGCGCGGGCAGCCCGGCAAAGGGCGCGUUCAAAGAGGGCAAGGUGACGGGCGUCGAGGCCGAGCUCGCUGCGUUCGGCGACGCGGUGCGCGCCGCCGUUGAUGGCACGGCGGACGCGCAGACGAACUUCGGCGGCCCGCGCGACGCGCUCUGGGACCUCGCGUUCAUCCAGGCUGCGCUGGGGAGCGACGGGGCCGAGGUUGGUAUUGGCGCUGUGGCGGAGGGUAAGGCGUAGUGUGGUGUAGGGUAUGCAUAAGUGUCGAGCGGA
Vanrija pseudolonga is the source of this 1264-nucleotide messenger RNA. RefSeq lists its product with no specific name. Gene Ontology annotation, cellular component: cytoplasm. NCBI's taxonomy places the organism in Eukaryota, Fungi, Basidiomycota, Tremellomycetes, Trichosporonales, Trichosporonaceae. Bases 23 to 1231 code for a protein of 402 amino acids. The record is from RefSeq and is a predicted model, not a curated record. Gene Ontology annotation, biological process: NADPH regeneration. The transcript is spliced from 2 exons. Gene Ontology annotation, molecular function: nucleotide binding; oxidoreductase activity.